Molecule: messenger RNA, 6096 nt
Organism: Gekko japonicus
Lineage: Eukaryota; Metazoa; Chordata; Lepidosauria; Squamata; Gekkonidae
Gene: ABTB2
Product: ankyrin repeat and BTB (POZ) domain containing 2
Exons: 17
Coding region: 499-3558 (1019 amino acids)
Molecular function (GO): protein heterodimerization activity
Source: RefSeq, a predicted model, not a curated record
GGCAAGUGUCUGGAGAGAAUCGCCGGCGCAACGGCAGCUGCCCGGGUAGCCUCGCCGCCUGCUCCCCGUCCCUCUCUGCGUGCCUCCCGGAUAGCUCCGAGUUUACCUCCGCAUCCUGACUGACCUGCGUCCGCUCGCAGCCUCCCGACUCCGCCGGCCCCUUGGGGAAUAGCCCUGCCUGCCUGCGCGAAGAGCUCUCCUGCGGAUCCCCCCUUUGCUUCUCCUCCUGGCCCCAGCGCUUUCUUUCCAUCCUUGCUCAAGGCGGAAAUUAAAUGAUCUCACCCUGACUGUGGAAUGGAGACAGCUGACACCCAGGAGAACCUGAAGACUCCUUGGGAGCGAAGGAGGCUCGCCGUGGCCUUUCGCGCGGGGCUGUGAGAACGUGGGACCGGCUGGUUUCGGGGGGAGCACCCGCUUCUCACUCUGGCUUCCCUGGAUCCAGGCAGAUCGCCUUCGCGUCCUGCGCCUUGGAGGGGAGGGGGGUCGCCGCUCUUUCCUAUGGCUGGGAUAUACAGCUCUACUCUGAAGACCCUGGAAGACUUAACCUUGGACUCCGGGUAUGGGGCAGGGGACUCCUGCCGGUCCCUUAGCCUCUCUUCCUCCAAGUCCAACUCCCAAGCCUUCGCAUCCUCCCAGCACAGAGGCAACUGGUGGUACUACUCGGGCUCCAUGAACAGUCGCAACAACAGCUGGGAUACGGUGAACACUGUCCUGCCCGAGGAUCCCGAAGUCGCCGACAUCUUUGCCAAAUGUGCCAAACUCCCGGACCUCGAGGAAUUCCCGUGGAGCGAGGAAGACGUCGGGAGGAUUCUCAGGAAGGGGGAAGGCGGCGGAAGCAAGAGAAACUUCACUCCGGACGCCGUGCGGAGGCUGUCGAUGUUGCUCCGGCGGCCGCUGAUCCGGAUUUGCAGGGAGGCGCAGCGCCUGAGCGUGAUGCACUCCAAAUGCACGCGCUUCGAGAUCCAAAGCGCCAUCAAGCUGAUCCAGAGCUGGGCGCUCUCGGAGAGCUGCGUCCUGGCCACCGUCAAGGCCCUCUCGCUCUACAGCAUGAGCGCCGGCGACGGCCUGAGGACAGGGAAGUCGGCCCGCUGUGGCCUCACCUUUUCCGUGGGAAGGUUUUUCAGGUGGAUGGUGGACACCAGGAUCUCGGUCCGGAUUCACGAGUACGCAGCCAUUUCGCUCACGUCCUGCAUGGAGAACCUGGUGGAGGAGAUCAGGGCCCGGGUGCUGGCCAGUCAGAGCCCGGACGGCGGCGGCGGGAGUGAGAUAUCAGCCGAGGUCCUAGAGAUGGUCAUCAACAACGACGCGGAGCUGUGGGGAGUACUGCAGCCCUAUGAGCAUCUCAUCUGCGGGAAGAACGCUAAUGGUGUGCUUUCUCUGCCCGCAUACUUCAGUCCUUACAAUGAUGGAUCCAUGGGCAGCAAUGGACGGGCUGAUGCUUAUGCCCAGCUAGAGCUUCGAACACUAGAGCAGUCUCUCCUGGCAACGUGUGUUGGAAGCAUCUCUGAACUGAGUGACUUAGUGUCACGAGCAAUGCACCAUAUGCAGUGUUUGAAUACCCUCCGCCCGGGCAUGAGCCCUGUUCGACAAACCAGGCAGCAGCAGCAACCCAUAACCUGGUCUCCCGAUGCCCUUCACACCCUUUAUUAUUUUUUACGCUGCCCUCAAAUGGAGUCCAUGGAAAACCCCAACUUGGAUCCGCCAAGGAUGGCCCUAAAUAAUGAGCGGCCCUUCAUGUUGCUGCCCCCACUUAUGGAAUGGAUGCGUGUCGCUAUAACCUAUGCUGAGCACCGACGCAGUUUCACAGUGGACAGCGAUGACAUCAGGCAGACAGCCAGGCUGCUUUUACCAGGGCUGGACUGUGAGCCCCGGCAGCUCAAGCCUGAGUGCUGUUUUAGCUCCUUCCGGAGAAUGGAUGCCAAGGCAGCCACUGAAAAAUUCCACCAAGAUCUGGGGUUUCGAAUGUUGAACUGCGGAAGGACAGAUUUGAUCAAUCAGGCUAUAGAAGUAUUGGGUCCUGAAGGGGUUAACACGAUGGAUGAUCAGGGUAUGACUCCACUUAUGUAUGCCUGUGCUGCUGGAGAUGAAGCCAUGGUUCAGAUGCUGAUUGAUGCUGGAGCAAAUCUAGAUAUACCUGUUCCUGGUAGCUCUUCCCGGCAUCCGUCAGUUCACCCUGACAGCCGGCACUGGACUGCUCUCACCUUUGCUGUGUUACAUGGACAUAUCUCUGUGGUUCAGCUGCUGCUGGAUGCAGGAGCCCAUGUUGAGGGCUCUGCUGUGAACAGUGGAGAAGACAACUACGCUGAGACUCCACUCCAGCUGGCUUCAGCAGCAGGUAACUAUGAGUUAGUCAGCUUGUUGUUGGUCAGGGGAGCAGAUCCACUCCUAAGUAUGCUUGAAGCGAAUGGGAUAUCCUCAUCACUUCAUGAAGACAUGAACUGCUUUAGCCAUGCUGCCGCACAUGGGCAUAGAAAUGUUCUACGCAAGCUACUGACCCAGCCACAGCAGUCAAAAGGAGAUGUUCUCUCACUGCUAGAGAUUUUAGCAGAAGGCGUAGAAAGUGAUACUUCCAGCCAGGGAAGCUCCAAUGAGGGCCAAGUCAAGCUGUGUAAAACCAGGAUGAAGGCUUUGCAGGAAGCCAUGUAUUACAGCGCCGAGCAUGGCUAUGUUGAUAUCACAAUGGAGCUCAGACAACUCGGAAUCCCAUGGAAGCUCCACGUGUGGAUUGAGUCACUGCGGACAACUUUUUAUCAGUCUCGUUACUCAGUGGUACAGAACCUCUUGCGUGAAUUUGUCACCAUUAAGGAAGAAGAGUACAAUGAGGAGCUGGUUAAUGAUGGACUGCAGCUCAUGUUUGAUAUCCUCAGAACCAGCAAAAACGAGUCUAUCAACAUGCAGCUUGCCACUAUUUUCGCCCACUGCUAUGGAAACAGCCCCAUCCCCAGCAUUCCUGAAAUCAGAAAGACCCUACCAGCCCGGCUAGAUCCUCACUUUUUAAAUAACAAAGAUAUGUCCGAUGUUACUUUUCUAGUGGAAGGAAAACUAUUUUAUGCACACAAAGUUCUCUUGGUUACUGCUUCAAACAGAUUUAAGACACUGAUGGCCAAUAAAACAGAACAAGACAGCCAAGGUAGUAAGACUGUGGAAAUUAGCGAUAUGAAAUACAAUAUCUUCAAGAUGCUGAUGCAGUAUUUAUAUUAUGGAGGAACAGAAUCUUUGGAAAUUCCUACCACUGAUAUCUUAGAGUUGUUAUCAGCUGCAAGCCUGUUCCAAUUGGAUGGCCUCCAGCGACACUGUGAAAUACUUUGUGCCCAAACCAUCAGCACAGAAAGUUGUGUCAACAUCUAUAAGUAUGCCAAGAUUCACAAUGCACCUGAGCUGGCCUCAUUUUGUGAGGGCUUCUUCCUCAAACACAUGGUGUCACUGCUGGAGCAAGAGCCUUUCAAACAGCUCAUCUACGGCAGGAACAGUAAGGUUCAAGGUCUGGAUCCUCUGCAGGACUUGCAGUCCACUCUGGCCAGCCGGCUUCAUUCAAUCUACAUCACUUCAAGGGUGUGACCAUCAGGUGGAACCACAGUUGACUUCAAACUGCACCAGGCCGGGACCUUGCCAGCUCUGGCUUCCUUCUCUGGCUGAUGGGGACACCUGCUUAUGCCGAAAGAACUCCCUCCAAGAAGAUGCUUCCAGAUGCCACAAUAAAUUAAUCUGAAAGCUAGAGGAAAGGAAAAGGGGAUGUUGUUCAUAUAGUGAUAAGUUUCAGCAGGCAGCUCUAAAAUCAACAUGGCCCUUUUCAGAAGUCCAGUAUGCAAACAUUCUUAGGGGUCAAAGUAAACACAAUGCAAGGGAUGGAGGAGGGAAAAUAGAGGGGCAAUUGCUGGGCCUCUCAUUUUUUUAAUAGCAGCUUUAGACGAGGCAUAAUAGGAAAGAGCGGGACUCCCACUCUCCCAGCGACCCAUCUGUGAACUUCAAAGCAGCCACAUGGAGCUGCUAAGGAGUUUCUUAGGUGAGACCUUAAUCAUGGAUGUCUCACAUUAUGUAGGUUUGAUUCCUUUAGACACUGGAGAGCUCAGGUGGGCUUAUGGGGGCAGCUAGGACUGUCCAAAAUGCCUCUCUGAAACAUCUGCAUAGACCACAAUCAGUUUUUACUGUGGACCGUGCCUGUGAAAGGCUCUGGUGUUUGAAAAGUCAGUUUUUGGCUAUUCAGGUUCGUCAGUUUUUACAUGUAUACAAAAACAUGCUGCUUCAUUAGGUAUAGUAAUAACACCAGAUUGCCGCACUGCAAACAAAACUAGCUUCCCCUCACCUUUGCCAGUUUAGGCAACACAAGUUUGCUAAAGUGGUUAGACAAACCACUGUGUCUACUCAGAUGACUCGUCUAAUAUCAGUGUUACCUAACAGAGUCUAGAUUUAUUUUCAUCCAUAAUUACUCAUUCUCAGCAUUGGCCAACGGUAGUUACAGUGUUUAAAAGUCUACCAAAAAAAGGUAAAAUUCAGGGCUGCCAAAAGAUGGAUGUAAUUCCAAAAGUUUUCCUGGCAGCCCAUUGUGAUUGGUUUCCAUGUAUCGGAGAUAGGGAGAGAAUCCUGGUAUGGUACCCGACAUGUUAUUCUGCUCAAGUCAUCACAGCUGUGAUAACGACACCAUUGACUGCUGGGCAAUGGAAUAGAUAUCCAAAAUUGUGCUGAUACUGUUACGUAUUAAGGGCUGGGACCUAAUUUGACUGUAUUGUAUCUGAGCAAUAAUUGCCAUAAACACUUCAUCUCCUGCUUACACCUCAACACUCUGCUUACCCCUUGGCCACUGUGCAACAAGACACAAAAGCCACCCAGACUCCAGUUCUGCUUAAGAUAUACAUGCACAUCAGGCUUACAUGUGCAAGACCCUUAACCAGGUUGGAAAGUGAGAACCUAAACCACCAAAUAAGCAUUCAGACGCGCAUUAGACUGAGGAGUCAGUCCACCUGCACUGCUUUGCUUUGAUUGGGAAUCACAGUAUAAUGUGCAUUCAAAAGGACAGCUUGUUUAUAUGCUAGCUAGCACAGCAGGACUGAGACAUAAUGUUUAAAUCUAUGCUAGAGUAAAUUGUAGCCUUAGAAAAUAUUCCUAUCUCCCAUCCAACACAUUGCCAGUGGUGGCUGCCAUCUUUGCGCUCUGCGCAAAGAAAUAUUGAGGAUGAAGUGUUCAAAAACUGAGUCACAAUGUCAUCUUUGCCAAGGCUUACAAAUGAAAAAUGCUGCUUCUGUGAAAGUUUUCUUGUUAAAUGAAUAAAGGAGAAAGAGAAUAGCACACACAAAGGUAGAAGGACAGAGAGAGAGAGUGAUAGAGAGGGAGAAGUUACAAGUGUUUUGUAGAGUUUCAGGGAAGAUUCUGAAAGUAGUAGAAAGGUGGAGCAGUUGGGUAUGAGUUUAAGUUUUAGAAGCAAAGGGGCAAGUGGGACAGUGCACAUCAGUGAUAGUUGGAUGCAGCUUGCUAAUAAUGUUGGUAGGAAAAACAAUAACAGGUUUAAAAGCAGUUCAGCAACAAGGAAAGCUGUCUUUGGUUAACUGUUACAUUUUUUCCAAGGAGCUCAGGGCAAUUUAUGUGGUUCACUCCUCCCCCUCUUUAACCACAGGGCCAAGUAGGCAUUUAAACCUAGUUCAACAUGGUAACCUGACAGGAAAGAGGGGGAUUGAACUAAACUGAAGGAAGGUAACUUUUCCCAAGGAUCUAAUUCCUAGUUGGACGAUUUGUACCUCCAUUGUAAAAUGAACACAGCUUUAGCCACUUUGCACAACACACUGACAUCCCACAGUACUGAAACAUCACAUAGGAGGGCUGCCAGAGUUUAAAAAUUCUGCCCCAUAGAAAGCCAGAAGGGGCCUCCAUAGGCAGGAUACUUUACUAGUGGAUCAAGAGUAGCUUCACUGUUGAAAUUGCACAUGCACAUCCAUGAUGGCUGUGCAAGUUGUUUGUUAAAUUAAUGCUGUGCACCUUCCGAUCACUCAUUGAUAAAAUUUGGGUCUGAAAUACAUAUAGGCAGCCCUUUCCAUUCUCCAGAAAAAGUCACAGAGAUUCAAGAUUUGUCACUAGGUUGUUUGGAAACAUGCUCAAAGGUUGUAU